Puma concolor (puma) is the source of this 1581-nucleotide messenger RNA. The record is from RefSeq and is a predicted model, not a curated record. NCBI's taxonomy places the organism in Eukaryota, Metazoa, Chordata, Mammalia, Carnivora, Felidae.
AUGGCCUACAUCCCUGGUGGGGGCGCCCCGGCAGCGGGGGCGGCCCCCGUGGGCUCCCAGUAUUGUGUGUGCAAGGUGGAACUGUCAGUGAGUGGCCAGAACCUGCUGGACCGGGAUGUCACCUCCAAGUCUGACCCCUUCUGUGUCCUCUUUACAGAGAACGAUGGCAGGUGGAUUGAGUACGACAGGACAGAAACUGCCGUCAACAACCUCAAUCCCGCGUUCUCCAAGAAGUUCGUCCUCGACUACCACUUUGAGGAGGUGCAGAAGCUCAAGUUCGCCCUGUUUGACCAGGACAAGUCCAGCAUACAACUCGAUGAGCAUGAUUUCCUGGGCCAGUUCUCCUGCAGCCUGGGCACGAUCGUCUCCAGCAAGAAGAUCACUCGGCCUCUGCUGCUGAUGAAUGACAAGCCUGCAGGGAAGGGCCUGAUUACGAUUGCUGCCCAGGAGCUGUCAGACAACCAGGUCAUCACGCUGAGUCUGGCGGGCAGGAAGCUGGACAAAAAGGACCUCUUUGGAAAGUCAGACCCAUUUCUUGAGUUUUAUAAACCGGGAGAUGAUGGCAAGUGGAUGCUGGUUCACAGGACUGAGGUGAUCAAGUACACGCUGGACCCUGUGUGGAAACCAUUCACUGUGCCAUUGGUGUCCCUGUGUGAUGGGGACAUGGAGAAGCUCAUCCAGGUCAUGUGCUACGACUAUGACAACGACGGAGGCCAUGACUUCAUCGGCGAGUUCCAGACCUCAGUGUCGCAGAUGUGUGAGGCUCGUGAUGGUGUCCCGCUGGAGUUCGAGUGCAUCAACCCCAAGAAGCAAAGGAAGAAAAAGAACUAUAAGAACUCGGGCAUCAUUAUCUUGCGUUCCUGCAAGAUAAACCGGGACUACUCCUUCCUGGACUACAUCCUGGGAGGCUGCCAGCUCAUGUUCACGGUUGGGAUAGACUUCACAGCCUCCAAUGGGAAUCCCCUGGACCCUUCCUCUUUGCACUAUAUCAACCCCAUGGGCACCAACGAAUAUCUGUCAGCCAUCUGGGCUGUUGGGCAGAUCAUUCAGGACUAUGACAGUGAUAAGAUGUUUCCGGCUCUGGGCUUCGGGGCCCAGUUACCCCCAGACUGGAAGGUCUCCCAUGAGUUUGCCAUCAACUUCAACCCUACCAACCCCUUCUGCUCGGGUGGGGCUGUGGACCCCUGGGGUCGUAGUGGCUUAAGAGGCUCCUGGACAACCUUGACUCUGCCCCGGCAAUACUUCAUCCUCCUCAUCAUCACGGACGGCGUCAUCAGUGACAUGGAGGAGACGCGCCAUGCCGUGGUGCAGGCUUCCAAGCUGCCCAUGUCCAUCAUCAUCGUGGGCGUGGGCAAUGCCGACUUCGCUGCCAUGGAGUUCCUAGACGGGGACAGCCGCACACUGCGCUCCCACACGGGGGAGGAGGCCGCCCGCGAUAUCGUGCAGUUCGUGCCCUUCCGAGAGUUCCGCAACGCGGCAAAAGAGACAUUGGCCAAAGCUGUGCUGGCGGAACUACCCCAACAAGUUGUGCAGUAUUUCAAGCAUAAAAACCUGCCCCCCACCAACUCGGAGCCUGCCUGA